AUGGCUUUGCAAAAAUUACAUAUCGAACCAUUAACGCAAGAAGCAUUUACUCCAUUUGGUGAUGUUAUUGAAACAGAUCAACGUCCUUUUAGAAUGAUAAACAAUGGAUCUACUCGUCGGUAUCAUUGUCUGAGUCAAGUAGAAACGGCGAAUCCAGCUGAUGGUGAUCGAGCUAUUAUUAGUAUUUUCCAAGCCCGAGUGACGAAGAUGCCGUUUACUAUUCGUAUGCUUGAACGGCAUCCACUUGGUAGCCAAGCUUUUGUACCGUUACUCGGUCGACCCUUUCUAUUAGUUGUUGCUCCACCAACAGACUACUCUAUCAAUAACGAUAAACCUCAACUUGAACGUAUACGUGCAUUUGUAACUAACGGAAAACAAGGUGUAAAUUAUAGUCGUGGAACUUGGCAUCAUCCUGUAUUAGCUAUCGGCAAUGAAGAUGAUGAUUUUCUUGUUGUAGAUCGUGAAGGUUCAGGUAAUAAUUGUGACGAACACUUUUUUGAAGAAAACGAACAAAUGACGUUGGAUUAUCAAUUAUAA
Molecule: messenger RNA, 537 nt
Organism: Rotaria socialis
Lineage: Eukaryota; Metazoa; Rotifera; Eurotatoria; Philodinida; Philodinidae
Source: the annotation of a GenBank genome assembly